Messenger RNA from Ceratosolen solmsi marchali, 3430 nucleotides. RefSeq names its product tudor domain-containing protein 7 tapas (gene tapas). The coding region runs from base 203 to 3262 and encodes 1019 amino acids. Gene Ontology annotation, cellular component: P granule. The record is from RefSeq and is a predicted model, not a curated record. Gene Ontology annotation, biological process: P granule organization; spermatogenesis; piRNA processing. NCBI's taxonomy places the organism in Eukaryota, Metazoa, Arthropoda, Insecta, Hymenoptera, Agaonidae. The transcript has 14 exons.
ACGGUGAUCGUGCUCCUGUAUCCGUCAGUGGCCCCCUAGAAGAGCCUCGGAGGCUGGGUAGGUGACCAGCAUAGCGGAACGAUCCGAGGCUCCCUCGAUCCCGUCAGAAUACUCGAAAAACUAGCGCAGCACGUUUAGUAGGAUAUUUUGAAUCGUUGCUUACCAUAAACAUUGCCCUGCAGUUCAAAUAAUUCAUGCCAACAUGGACAACUGGGAUAACUGGUCGUCGAUCAUACGUUCCUGUGUAUUAACAUCCAAGACGCCGCUCACGCCCUACGAGAUAAAUCGUGACAUAUAUACACUAGAGGGUAGAAAUGUACCUUACCUCAAAUUCAAUUGUCGCUCUCUUGAAGAGAUGCUGCAAAAGAUCUCGGGUCUCGAGAUAACCACGGUGCAUGGGAGAAUCUUGAUCCAAUCCGUUCCCAGCGAGGAAACCGCACAUAUCGCGAAAAUGGUUAAGCUUCAGAGGUGGUCGAAAAAAAAAUCACGAAUCGUACAUCCAAUUCAUGGCAUUAUCAAAGAAGGUCAUCGGCCACCUCUAAUUCGGCAUCGCAUGGGACCUCGAAGAAGUCAACAAUUCCCCAAUCACUACCCAAACGAAUGUCCUCGAGGUCACGAUUCACUUCACCGACGCAACGUUUUAGUCAAGAAACGUCACCUACCCAACACAACAACACCCAUUCGCGGCGCUCAACACACCACUCCUUCUCCACGAUGCCCCAGUCCACCUUCGCAAAGUCCCAGUUCACCACCUCCGAAUUUGUCGCCGAAGAAUGCAAACUUGGUAUCGUUACACGGGAAAUCAAGCCUUUUGGGACCUGGACCGGCUUCCCCCAAGAAUGCCAAAUCAUCGUCAUCCAUAUCCCAAAGACUGAAUAUGUCCUUGACGCCACAGAUCGCGCGCGCAUCACCGAAUUCGCCAAGUGAUUCACGUCUCCUGUUAAAUAGUUAUACAGAAUCUAAGAAACUGCCUUUGCCAAUAUAUAAAGACUUACCGACUAAAAAUAAGUUUAUAUAUUCGUCAGUUACCGUAAAUUCAAAAAAAUACAGCUCUUAUCCGAAAGAGGCCAAAACAAAAGAAGAAGCUGAAAAGCUCGCAGCGAAAGCAGCUUUAGAUGAUUUACUCGGUCAAGGUACGAAGCCAGCAUCAAUAACGAUCGACAAUAAACUGAUCGAGACGAGGAUAUUGAAGAUCGUUAAUGAUUAUCCUAAUGGCUUAUUCGAAUCGAGCGUUGUCGAGUGUUACACGAGAAAAUAUAGCGAAAGAUUGCCGGAUUAUUGGCUACAAUUGGUCGAACAGUUCGUCACACUCGAAGUCGGGGCGAACAACUUAACUAUUUUAACUCCCCAAAAUAAAUCACAGGCUCCCGUGGCCUUGAAAACUGUUAUCGAGCCCAAAAUACUGAGGUUACAUAACAUGGAAGAAUUUUGGCUUCACAUCUACGUCGUAUACAAUAUCAUGGAGAUCUGGGGAGUCAUCAUCGACGAAAAUCACAGCGACAAAAUCGACGAACUGGCUAAGGAAAUGAAGAAGUAUUACGAUACGCAAGCAAUUGACACACCGGAAGCCAUACCCGGCAAACACUACGCGGUCUUCGAUUCCGAGUGGCACCGCGUGCGUUGCAUCAGGGUCGACGAACGUAGCCAAAUGGCCUGCGUCUUCUUCGUUGAUCGCGGAGACGAGGACUUGUUCCCAGCCAGGCGACUUCGAGCUCUUUGUCCGAAAUUCUGCCAGCUCCCGGAACAGGCGGUGCGGCUCUCGCUGGCCGGCCUCGAGAUCUUCCGCGAUUGCGACGAGGCGCAGACCAUCCUCGAGGAUCUGCUCGUAGACAAGGACGUGUACGUGAGGUGCGUCAAUCACGACCAGCAGUGCACGAAUGCUCUAUCAGCGCAGCUUUAUCUCGAGAGGGACGACAACGAGAUCGACGCUAACGAGCUUCUUCAAAACGAGAUCAUCAAGAAUAUCGUCGAUCCGACUAUUCACAUGAAAUCCGACAAAAUUGCUCAAGACGUUUUUAUUUCAUCAAUUAACGAAAAAGCAGUCUUCAUACAGUUAAAGUCAGAAGGAUUAACAUAUCUCAAGAUGCUAAUGAACGAAUUAACCAAAGAAUAUUUAAAUAAUCCUUCUUUUAAAGCAAAACCAAUUUUGCAAUUUGAUAAAACGAAACUUUAUUUGGUCAAAAGUACCGAGGACAAUAAUUGGUACAGAGUGAAAAUUACGAAAAUUGAAAAUGAUAUUAAAAUACAAGUAUUUUGUAUCGACGAGGGAAAUACGUUGGCUGUUAAAAAAACAAGUUUAAUUCUAUUGGAAGAUAUAUCGGAUUUAUUAGCCGUAUAUCCGAAUCAGGCUGUGCAAGUACGUCUUCAUAAAAUUUCACCAAUAAUGUUUAAUACGAAGAUGGUAAAUCAUUUGCGCGAUUUAGCGCCAAAAACGGACAUUUUUUACAUGAAAGUUAUCAAUAGCGUCGAUAACAUUCCGAUAGUCGAAUUUUACAAGAGGACAGAAAAAAAUUAUUUAGCUUCACUCAACGACACAUUGACACUCGAGCCUGAAAUAAUCUCAAAGGACGAUAAUAAUAAUGCAAAACCAAAUGCCAGAAAUGAUAGAUCGGUAAUGGAUUCGCGUUCUGAAUUUCCACUGAAAGCGCCACACAUUCCUGCGAUUAAUUCAUACUUCGAUGUCUAUAUUGUAAUGGCAGCUCAUCCAGGUAAUUUUAUAGUACAGCCACUUCAAAGCAUACGUGAACUGAAGAAAUUGAUGUCAGAUUUGUCGGAUGUUUGCGAAUCAUACACUGGUUCCCCUAUUACGCCGGGUAGCGUAAAAGUUGGAAGCAUGUACGCAGUGAAAUAUGACGAUGGAAAAUGGUAUCGUGGUUACGUAUCACAAAUUAUCGCCAAAAAUAUUUGCGCGAUACAUUUUUGUGAUUACGGCGAUUACAGAACUGUAUUUCUGGAAAACUUACAACCACUGCAAAAUCAGUUUUAUGAUUUACCAUAUCAAGCUAUUAGAGCUAAAUUAUUCGGUGUAGAGCCGAAAUUAAAGGGCGAUUGGACAGUUACAGAUUCGUUGCGCUUCAAUGACUUAGUUGUGGCGAAAACCUUUGUUUCUGUCGUUCAGUCUUGCGAUAUACAAAAUAUAAAAACUAGUGAAAUAAUUUUAGGAUUAGAAUUAAUAGACACAAGUACAGCCGACGACAUAUAUAUUAGCAAUAUACUUGUUGAUGAAAAUAUAGGAGUCAAAGUUGAGAAACUUAAAGCCUGAAAAGCGAAAUGACAAUAGUAUUAAUAAAUAAGUUAUAUUGAUAUAAAAUUUUUCUAUUUUUUCAAUGGAAAAAGUAUAGCAAAUGCCUGGUUUGGAUAUAUAAUCUACUUAGAUGUAAAUUAUAAAUAUCCUCUAACGGGCUGUAAAAUAUAUUUUUCUAUUUAAGAA